Xiphophorus maculatus (southern platyfish) is the source of this 9154-nucleotide messenger RNA. It is a transcript of the gene kank4, whose product is annotated as KN motif and ankyrin repeat domains 4. The coding region runs from base 298 to 4836 and encodes 1512 amino acids. Gene Ontology annotation, molecular function: protein binding. The record is from RefSeq and is a predicted model, not a curated record. NCBI's taxonomy places the organism in Eukaryota, Metazoa, Chordata, Actinopteri, Cyprinodontiformes, Poeciliidae. Gene Ontology annotation, biological process: negative regulation of actin filament polymerization. The transcript has 10 exons. Gene Ontology annotation, cellular component: cytoplasm; cytoskeleton.
UCCUGUUUCAUGCAGACUGUCUGCCUUCCAGCGUAGUGUUGUCCUUUCACUCUCCACUAUUCAUUACCAUCUUGUGUGUGUUUUCACAAACCUACUAAGGUGGACCAGAAGCGCUGGCACAGAGGACUGACGAGUUCAUGCUCAGAAAGAAGCAUACAUAUAGACGUAACUUGUCCUACAACUGCAGAAGCUUCUACUAAAUUGCAGUUUUAUUACAAAGGAUAGAAAACUCACAUACAAAGGCUGCCAGCUCAAAUCUUACCAAACACAAGUAGAUGACUGAGAACUCUGCAUCUCAUGAUGGACAAGAAAAGUGCCAAUGGCUUUCAGACCAAGGUCAACGAGGGCGGUGUACAGAGGAAACAGCUGCCCUAUUCAGUGGAGACUCCCUAUGGCUUCCAUCUGGAUCUUGACUUCCUCAAGUAUGUGGACGAUAUUGAAAAAGGCAACACCAUUAAAAGGGUCCACAUCCAAAGGAGGGUGAAAGGCCCAGCUAAAUUCAGCACUCUUCCCAGAAAUUUUAGCCUCCCUGGACAUGGAGUCAGGCCUCCACCUAAGGAAGGGGCAUGGUCUGGGACAUCUACCUUGGGCCCAAAGCCUAAAUCCCGAGUGACAGAGGUCCAGCAAAUAUUUGACUUUAGGCCAAGUGAAGGGGCAAUAUCCAGUCAUAGCAGCAGAGCGACAACCAGUCAAGGAACUGCAAAUGUUUCAACCAAAUCUAGAGAUGAACCAGGCACUGUCUAUCAAGGUACCGAGGAUAAAACUGCUGUGAUUCAAAGUCGACCAAACCUCCUUAGAGCGUCAUCAAUGCCCAUCACCCUCCAGCAGAGGAAAGGUUCGGAUUCAAGCAGUCCUGAUUGCACGACGGGAACGCCAGAAAAUGGAUCAACAGAGAACAUGUUCCGUGCCUCUCCAGACAUAUUGGAAAGACGGUGCCUUCCACAGGAUCGGGCGGGCCUUCACCAGCAGAUAACAGUGGCACUAAAAAGAGUCAGGGAGCUGGAAGAACAGGUCAAAACUAUCCCAGAACUAAAGGCUCAGAUCUGCUCCUUAAGGGAGGAGCGGGAGAAGCUGCUUUGUCAGAUACAAACACAGUUCCAAGUUCAAGCUUCCACAUCAUCCUCUGCAAUGGCAACAACUUAUGAGACAGGGGGAAUCAGUCAACGCCAAAGACCAAGACCUUCAGAAGGGCUCAACUUAUCUUUAGCAAUUCAAACGGUUCAAGGUGUAGCUUCUGAGCAUGUGCCCGUAAAUGUAGAAGAGAGCCACAGAGAGACAAAAAGAACAAAAGAGCUACCAAUACAGAAAGAUCCUUCUACAAAUCAAAAGCAAAGUGUACCAUCAGAGAAAGCUGACAAACAAAAAGAGACAUCGAAGAGCCUGCAAGAUAAUGCAGAGGAAAGGCUAUCACAGGACACUGAAGUUGUUGCAAAAGAAAGUGAGAUUAUCAGAGAGAGUAAUGCAUCAAAAGAGGACCAAAAUGGAAUGCUAAAGCUAGAAGAGAAGCUAAUGAUGCUGGAAGCAAAACUUACUCAGGCUAGCCAGGAGCUAGAGAGAACUAAUGCUCUUUUGAAGGAACAAAUGGAAGAGAAUAAAGCAAAAGAGGACAGAAUAUUGCAACUGAGUGAAGGGAUGAGAGUGGAAAUUUGUACCACACAAGUACCUGUGAGGUCAAGAAGAGAAAGCAUAGAUGCAGGAACAGUUACAGAGAAAAUAGAUCUCAGCCACCAAGAAACUGAGACAGAAUCUCCUUCUAAAAUAGAUCAGGGAACAGAUACGGAUAAAAUCUUGGUUGAAGUGAUAGUACCCAAGCCGAGGGCUAGAAGUAUAGAUCGAGGAAUAGCGACUAGUAAGCUUGACACACAUGACCAACAAACAGAAAUGGAGGCAGAGGUAAUAGUGGCAAUACAACCCCGACCCAGAGCCAACAGUAUGGAACGGGGUACAAUAACAGAGAACAUCGUCACGCAAGAUCAGACGACCGAGACGCCUGCAGCUGAAAGAGUAAACCAAGUCACAGAGACAGAGGGAGAAACAGUGACAGACCAUCCACAGAGACCAAGAGCCAGUAGCAUAGAUCAGGGAACAGAGACUGAAAGGGUGGACACUGUGGACAGAAUCACAGAGACUGAGGCAGCACAGAGGAGCGACCAGCAAACAGAAACAGAGAUAGAAAGACAGCAGGACAACAACCUGUCUCGAGAUGCACAAGCAGAGGGUCGAGUGGGGGAAAGUGAAACCACUGUAAGAGGAGAUAUUGGUCAUCCUGUCAAAAGCACAGCAGAAAGCGAAAAAACAAAAAAAGUAGUUCAAAUAGAAAGUGAAAAUGUUGCUGUAGAGGUUGCUGCAAAUAUAUUUGUUACAGACGUUAAAGGCAUUGUUAUUCAAACUUUAGAUUCAGAAGUUGGGAAAAAGACUAAAGUCUGUCCCAGUCCAACCUCUGGAACUGAUAAAAGGGAAGUGACCUCUGCACAAGAUCACUCAAAACCUAAAGAGCUCCAACUCUCAACUGGUAUAGAGAUUGUAGAACCUAAAACGACUGAGAUGGAGACAGCAGAAAGCAAAGACAAAGAAAUGUUGUGUGAAUCAGUUAAAGAAAAUAUCAUCCCUGAUACUGUUGUAGUAAUAGCCGAAAAUUCAGCUGUGAAGUCAGUAGCUCCUAUUAGACCACAGAGAGGACGCAAGCCCCCAGCAGAGCAAAUGCAGCCAACACCUCCUCAACCUCAGCUUGCACCCAUGCUCACUACUAGGGAAUCCAGUGAAUCUGAAUCUGAGAAAAUCACAACAAAAGUCCAGACUGCACCAGGCCUGGAGGCUGACUUAUCAGCACAACCUUCUGAACCACGGGAAAAUGAUCAAAUGCCAUCUGUGCCUCAAGUUCAAGACAGUAGUCAAGCAGAGAAGCUGCCUGAUAAGUUGAUCGAGAAGCAGUAUAAUGUACAACCUCAGGGUGAAUCUCAAAGCGUUUCUGCUAUCUCUAGUGAGAUCCAAGUAAAGAGCAAGCCCAUUCAACCACACAGUAAGUCUCAACCUGCAUCUCGUCGGGACUCAAAAGAGCAGAAAGCGCCACAGAGGGGAUCCAGUGUAUCACACCCUCAAAGUCGUGAGUCAGGAGAAACAAAGACUCGUCAAAUCCGCCACGGGUCAGGUGAUGCCCAAUCCCACUCCCAGAGCUUGCGUAGAAGCUCCACUGAGGCUCCAUCAUCUCAAAAAGAUGCCAGAGAGACACAAUCGCUUCGAAGAGGCUCAAGUGAAGCAGCUCAGCGCCGUGGUUCAAGUGAGGCAAAAGCCUUGCGACGGGAAUCUGGCGAGUCUCAGACAGCCCGCAGAGGUUCUGGUGAAUCGCCAACAUCUCCUGCGGCCUUGGGACAAGUCGUAACUCGAAUAACAGGUCUUCUUGGGGAGCAGUGGGCACAGCUCGGGAGCAGCUCUGGAGCCCAACAGACGGCCGGCCAACAGGAGAGCCCCAUAGCACCAAAACAGACUGCAACCAAAAGAGCAGAAGCAGGAAAGGGAACCCCAGCCAAGCCCGCAGGCAAAGGUGCCCCUGCUGCAACAACUGGGAAAGCAGCGGGGAAGUCCAGUGCUUCCAAAAUGAGUUCAAUUCAAAGCCAACUGGUCAGCUCCCUCAGUGUCCUUUCAGCCUUCUACUCCCCAGGCCAGAAAACAGCUGCCACCAGCAAGCAGCAAGAGCAAGGUCUCAAAUCUAUUAUGAAGAAAAAUGGUGUUGCUGACAAGCAGGGGAGCAAGGGAGCCAAGAAAAACCUGAAGUUUGUUGGGGUGAAUGGAGGCUAUGAGACGACAUCCAGCGAGGACUCCAGCGCAGAUGAAAAGUCAAGAGCAGAAGUGGAGGAGGAAGACAAAUCUGAAGUAGUGGUAGAGAAGGAAACAGACAAGGAGUCUGAGGAAUCAGUAGGGAUCCUGGUGGCAGAUGCAGAGGUUGCUGCUGCUGCUCCUGCUCCUUCUGCUGCUGCGGCCGAGGAGGAGGAAGGUGCUGUGGGUGAAGAUAAAGAGGUUGAGAGGGGCCUGUUGGAUUUAGAAGGUGGCCAUGAGCUCCUGCAGGUGGAGGAGGCUGAAAGGGAGAAAGUAGAUAAAGGAUUCAUUGAUGCCUGCGUGUAUGUAAAGGAUCGUAUGGAAGAGGUUUCAUCUCCAGAUAAGGAAAUGCGUCAGGUGUUGGUGGUGCUUUAUCAGGAAUGGUUCAAAGUCUCGAGCCAGAAAGACUCCCAGGCAGAUACAGUCAGAUUAUACCUGAGACAAGUGGGACUGACCACCCCCACUCUCCUGCCAUAUGUUGUUAACUUGACUGACGGUAAUGGGAAUAUGGCCCUCCACUACAGUGUGUCGCAUUCUAACUUCCCUGUGGUCAAGCUGCUGCUAGACACUGGUCUUUGUGAAACAGAUAAUGUGAAUAAGGCGGGAUAUACUCCAGUGAUGCUGGCUGCCUUGACCGCUGCUGAAAGCCCAGAUGAUCUAGAGGUGGCCGAGCAGCUGCUAAAACUUGGCGAUGUCAACGCUCGCUCCAGACAGGCUGGCCAGACCGCGCUCAUGCUUGCAGUGAGCCACGGUCGCGUUGCUAUGGUGAAGCUGCUUCUGAGCUGCGGCGCAGAUGUAAAUGCACAGGACAGUGAGGGAUCUACGGCCCUGAUGUGUGCCUCCGAGCAUGGACACACGCACAUUGCUUGUUUGCUGCUGGAGACAGGUCGCUGUGAUAUCGGACUCACAGAUAAGAAUGGUCAAACUGCCCUGUCAGUGGCAGAAGCAGCUGCUCAUCAAGACAUCAUCGAUCUUCUAAAAUCCCAUGCAUCUGAGCCCAUGUCUGCUGCAGACCUCCUCUGAGUUCUACACAGUUUUCCAAACCAUUCUAGGUCAACAUCUGCCUCUACUUCCUCGAUCCUCUACCCACCAACAGAAUGGGGGAAAAAAACAGAAGUAAAUACUGAAUAUGAUGCUAUAUGAAGAUAAGCAUGGGGCUGCCUUUAUGACCUCUGGGAAUAGAGUGUUUAGACCAUAAUGUCUUUGUUGUUGUUUUUUUUUAAUGAAAUGAUUAAUGAGGGUUGAACAAAGUUAAAAUAAGAUAUUGCAGUGGCAACAAUUGAAGCCAACAGCAGAUUGAGCAGGAAACAGGGUGAGUUUAAAAAAAAGGAACAUACGGGAGAGCAUUUCUGAACUGCUGCAUCUUAAUAUAUACUAACUCUUAAAGCAAAAUAUUAAGCACAUGAUCUACCUUUCAAAUAUAUAAAAUAUAACAUAAUUUCUAUUUUUCUUUAAUCACAUUGACAUUGUUUUUUUUUCCCAUAUUUGGACAUAAGCCAUUAUUGAGAGCAUCUUAUAUACAGAAUGUUAUUCUAACAGAUCAUGAUCAUACAAACAGAGACUGUAUUUUCUACUGCACUUUUUUUUUACUGUGUAUGUGUACAGUGAAUAUGAAUAUAUUCAACUCCAGAGGAAACUAUAAAGCAUGGAGUUAUAAAAGAAGUGACAUCAAAUAAUGUAUCAUACUCCACAGUGGUCAUGUUUUUCACGUGGUUCAUGGGUGAUCAUCAUUUGUGAGUUAUUGAAAAACAAAUGGUUUAGUCUAAAAUAAAAUUCAGUAUUUUUUAUAACAAUAUAUUGAGGUUGAAAAAAAAAAAAGUCAAGAGAUUGUAUUGAGCUGCAUGCUAAUACAGUUACUCCCCCUACUGGCUGUUUUAAAUAUAGCAUCACAAACCAGUAUGUUGUAAUACUGUUUGUGAUUCUCAGCUGUCUGUAUACAUAUAUAAAUAUAUAGUAUCUCACAAAAAUGAGUAAAUCCUAUUUUAUAUUAAAUAUUUUAUUAUAUCUCUUCAUGGGACAAUACUGAUGACAUACUGAAGCAGGGUUUAGUAGUCACUUUACAUUUUGUGUAUCCGAGUAAAUUUGCAAUCCUCUCAAAAUAACUAUACAAGGCCACUAAGAUCUGGCUGCAAAAGUGAGUGCAUCCCCAAGUGGAAAUGUUUAAAUUAUGACCAGCGUGUCAACAUUUCAUGUGACCAUCAUUUUUCUGUCUUUACUCUCUUAUCUUAACAGUGUUCAGGUCUGGUUUAGCAACACUGCCUUGUGGCCGAGUUUUCAAAGAGAAAGGAUCAUGAAACUGUAGCUUCCCACAGCCAGCAACGCUUGUACACCCCCAAACCAUGAUACACCCACUGCCAUACUUGACAAUAGGCACAACGCACUUGUCUUUUUACUCCUCGCCUGGUUGCUGCCACAACCAGGUGAGGUUAAACCAACAGGUCUAUCCUGGUCUCGUCAGACCAUAGGGACAUGGUUACUGUCUGCUUCUCUGGCUGCUGAAUUUCUUGCGCAUCUUCUUUAGAAAAGAGAAUUCUGGGAUCAAAUUGAUCCCAGCAUUUGAUCCCACAGACCACCAAAUUGAUCUGUGUGACCACAGACCAAUUUGAUGCAGUGUGCACCAUAUGGUCUGAUCACUGACAGGCUGAAUUCAACCCCAACACCAUCUGCAGCAAUGAUAGCACCCAAAGGUCUAAUAUCAAAAGACAACCUCUGGAUACAACGCGUAACAUGUGCACUCAACUUAUGUGGUCAUUACACCAGGGAGGGAAAAUGAUUAACUGAGCACAAUUUGGACAUUUUCACUUGAAGGUAUUCUCACCUUUGUUGGCCAUGACUUGGCCAACAAAGCCAUUGCUCAUUGCUAACUAACAACUAUAUUAGUUAUCUUGAGGGGACAGAAAACACACAGUUAUACAUAUGGUACACUGACUACUUUACAUUAUAUCAAAGUGUUAUACCUUCUGUGUUGUCCCAUAAAGAGGUAAAAUAGAAUGCUAACAAAAAUACAAGGGGUGUACCCAGUAUUGUGAUAUAUAUCUAUAUGUCUCUCUAUUUACAUAGAUAGAUAUAUAUGUCUACAUAAAUAUCUAUCUACGGUAUAUAUAGAGAGAGCUGUUUGUGUGAUUGUUCUAAUCAUGUAUGCAACACGUACAGAAUGCACAAUGAAUGUUGGGCUGGCUGUGACACAUUCCAAGAGAAUAAAAAUGUAGCAAGUGUGAACUAACCCUGCAUGGAUGAGUGCAAGACUUUGAAUCAGUUGAGAUAUUAACUUUAUUACAAAUAUAUGUCUAAAGACUUUAAAUUAGUCCUGAUGAUGAAGCAGUCUUUAGAUUGUAGAGCUAAGUUCAUUAGGCUCUCGUACCCAUGACUAAAGCAAUCAGACCAGACAUAUUAAAAUCCUGAGCAGGGAGUUUUGUUUGCAAUAAGAAGCAAUAAAAAAUAUUAUGUAUGGGACUAUGGUGCAGCCUUAAAUGGAUAACUGUUAUUAUUCUGGAGCUGAGGUUUUAUUUUCCAGGAAAACAGAUGUUCUUUUGUGGAGCCUUUUCUAAUACAUCUCCUUGCAGGAGUGUGGUCUUAUGAAAUGUUUACAAUGAAACAUUCCUUCCACAGUGACCACAACAGAUGCCAAACAUCUAACAAUGUUUACAUGAUCAAAGGGGAUAAGAUAAAAUAAUAAUUCAGCAAAUGUUUAAAUAAUACAUUGAAUUAUUUUACCUCAGUUUACCCUUUAGAGGGAUUAAUAAAUACAAGUCAUGUCAGUUACGAAAUUCUGGUUAAACAGUAUGAAAAGCCUUAAAAUAAAUUAAAUACUAAUUGCAGUGGCAUAAUCUUACAUUGAUUUAGUUGUGAGAAAAUCUUAUAUUAAGAAAUUGUUUUGUUUUGUCUGAGGGAGAGCUGGUGUCUCACUAGUGGUCAAUGAACAACCAUUUUGUUGAAAACAAUUAUUCCCUGAAGCAAAAUUUUCCCCUCACUGAAUAAAAGCACAGACAAAUAGAAAGGGGUGAUAUUAUUUAACAUGUUUAGUGUCAGAUCAUGUUACUUCAUUUAAAGACUGAUUUCUUUUAAGGCUUUAAACAUGUCUUUGCCAGAGGUGCCAAUAAAUGUGGAGGGCUGUUUAUGAGGCCUUGUUAAAUCUGAUUUAUGUUGGGGAACAUCUGUUUGCAAGAGUCAGUAGAGCUAAAAGUCGAAUAUUGUCAUGUAAGGUAAUAAAUAUAUAAGUAGCAAUCCGAUCUGCAUGACAAAAUCAGUUUCUGUGUUGAGGGAAAACUUCAGGCAAUUAAUCAAACUGGAGGAUUUCUAGCACAAGAUUAACGUAACAACUGUUACUUUAACAAUAGUUAGGCCUUGCUUAUCUCUAAAACUUGAUUUCAGUUUCAUUAGUUUUCCUUAAUAAUACAUUUAAUUGCUUUCUUGACAUGUCACCAAGAUCUGUUCUAUUCUAAUUUUCUAUUUCAUUGCGGUCACGCCAUCAAUCCCAAAUACUGUAAACUAAAUCAAAAAUAGGCACAGAAUUGGGACUACAACUGUAAUUUGAAAAAUAAUCAUUUGUAUGAAUAUAUAUAAAGUCAGAAUUUACAUGAAACAACUUUUUACAAAUGGACUAAUAGCACAUAUUUCUAUGUAGCAUUAAUUAUUCCCUGUGCUACAGUUACAGAUUAAAACAGAAAAGUAUAAAUAUAUGUUCCUUUUACUUAGCUGCGGGAUGUCAAACCCGUGCUGAGAGAAGUGUCUGGUCUUCCAUGCCUACACAUCUUUAUGAAAAUUUAUGUUCAAUCCAGUGUGUGACCCAGAUGUUGUAAGAUUUCACGUCUGGUUGAUCACCAAAGACCUGAAAUCAACUUUGUUCCACAUGGGGUUAAAUUUGUGUGUUUUCUUCUGUAAAUCCAGCCAAAUACAUGUAUAUAAAGUAUUGUGGAAAAAUAUAUAACAAGUAUUGUCUGACAGUCUUAUAAUUAUAUGAAGUAUUUAUUCUAAAUGCUAUAUUUUUACCAUAUAUAUAUAUAUAAAUAUAUGACAAAAUUAUGUAUGCAUGGAGACAAAUAUUCAAGUAAUAGUGCUCGAAGGGAACCGGACUGUCAUUAGUUCACCUUUACUGGUUGGAUGUUUGUGAUAAUGUGUGACUUGAUAAGGUUGUGGAUUAUCGUGUGCCCGUCGCGCUAGUUUGGAAAUGUGUAAGACAACAGCAAAAAGGAAUCUGCUGCAGACCUAUUAGGGCAAUGUCUCCCUAGUUUGAAUAUCAAUGUGAGAGCCCAUAAAUAAUACAGAUUAAAAUAAAAAUACAAAUAUUUACUUUUCUGUAAUAUUAUAUGUGAAACAAGCUUAUAUCUAACAGACCAGAGAA